GGGAACUAGUAGCUACUACACUAUUACGAGUCAUAAGGGGUGGAUAUAUUCUCAGCGCCACCUACUUUCCCGGUGUUUUGUCUAUAGUGUGCGUUGCAGGUCUCAGUGUUGCACAAUAUCACUGACCAUGAACAACAUGAAGAAGUUGCCUGAGUGGAUCCUGAAUCACAUCUUGGAGAUUCUCUACCUGCUGACAGGAGAGCGUGUGACUAACUCACUGACAGCGAGUCACAUGACCGGGGACAAGAUGGCAACAGAGAGGAUACUGACCCACACCCUGCAGAUCAUGUACCUGCUGACAGGGGAGGUGCCUAUAAAGUGUGGUGAUGUUGCCGUGUAUUUCUCUAUGGAGGAGUGGGAGUAUAUAGAGGGACACAAGGAGCUUUACAAGGACAUCAUGAUGGAGACUAUGGAGAUCCCAGGAAAUGAGAGCUCAGAACCAACAGGUCACCGUGAUGAAAAUCUAGACACAGGAGCACAUGAAGAGCUUGUACAGAAUAUUCAGCCAGUGGAGACCACAUCAGACGUCUCAGCAGGUGAAAAUUAUACUAAGAUUUCAUGUAACACAGAACAAACAGAAGAUCAGUGGCUAAUAAAUAUGCCAGAAGCUGCAGAGCAGGACAUAUGCGACAGUAUAAGUACAGGAGAAUUCACAAACUGCAAUAAUCCUAGUCAUGAUCAGAGUUCAGAUUCUUCUUUAAAUCUUCAAAUUCAAAGACGCCACAUGGGCAAUUCAUGUUUUGAUUAUGGGAAAUGUUUUACCUAUAAAUCACAUCUCAUUAGUCAUCAGAAAAAUCAUACAGAAGAGAAAAAAAUUUCAUGUUCUGAGUGUGGCAAAUGUUUUCUCAAGAUAUCACUUCUGAAUAGACAUCUAAAAAUUCAUACAGGAGAAAAUCCAUUUUCCUGUUCUAUAUGUGGGAAAUGUUUUAACCGUAAAGGAAAUCUUGUUGCUCAUCAGAAAAUUCAUACAGGAGAAAAAGGAUUUUUAUGUUCUGUAUGUGGUAAAUGUUUUACCUGGAAAUCACAUCUUAUGGUCCAUCAGAAAAUUCAUACAGGGGAGAAAGGAUUUUCAUGUUCUUACUGUGGGAAAUGUUUUUAUCAUAAAUCAAAUUUUAUUAGGCAUCAGCAAACUCAUACAGGAGAGAAGGCAUUUUUAUGUUCUGACUGUGGGAAAUGUUUUACUCAGAAAUCACAUCUUAUUGUCCAUCAGAAAAUUCAUACAGGGGAGAAAGCAUUUUCAUGUUAUGACUGUGGGAAAUCUUUUACUCUGAAAUCAACUCUUAUUAGGCAUCAAAUAACUCAUACAGGGGAGAAAGCAUUUUCAUGUUUUGACUGUGGGAAAUGUUUUACUCUGAAAUCAACUCUUAUUGAUCAUCAGAAAAUUCAUACAGGGGAGAAAGGAUUUUCAUGUUCUAAAUGUAUGAAAUGUUUUAUCAGGAAAUCAACUCUUAUUAGGCAUCAGAAAACUCAUAUUAAAGAAAAUCAAGGUAAUCAGAGCUUAACCUUCUAAGUGCAGAGGGUGACAUGUAAUUGUCACCCACACAAUACCUUGUGCUGAUGACAGCAUGUGAUCCCCUGAGCUGUGCAGCUUUCGAGCUGUUUGAGGCCCCUUCUGCACCUUAGCAUUUACAAAGUGUUCUAGUGUAUUGGGACCAUAUAGGGUCCCUAUAUAGGUUUGAAUAGCUAAGUGAUCAGCUGGAGCCCGUUUAUACAGAUCAAAGAUAUAAAUAAAAGCCCUUAUUUAUGUGACAAAAUUUAGAUACUGUUGAGGGCAUUAUAGUCAGGUGAUCACUGAGGUAAGUGUUUCCCUUGCUAGAAUUUAAAUUGCUGCGUAAAAUGCAUUGUAUUGAAAUAUAACAUUUUUUUUCCUUUUGAAGUUCAAUUACUGAUUUAUAUAGAAAAGCAAUGUGUUAUUUUCCAACAACCUUGUUUACUAAAAUUGUAAUUCAAUAUGCAUUUCCUUCUUAAUACAAGGAGGGUCCACGGCAUCAUUAUUAUUUUUUAUUUGUAUAGCGCCGCAAAAUUCCGUAGCGCUGGGUACACUGAUAGGGGUAUACAAUGACAACAUUUUUGAUAAAAAUCCAAAACAUAAAACUAAACAAAUCUGGUACAGGAGGAAAGGGGCCCUGCUCCUGAGAGCUCACAGUCUACAAGUUUUGGGUGCAGAGAUAUAAGGUUGGGGUAGAGUGUUACAUCAGUUGUAGUUCCAGUAGUGAGUCAGGCAGGUCAUGUAUUAGUUUGGUUUGGAUGAGGGAUGGAGGAGAUAUGGUACGCCUCUGAAUAGGUGGGUUUUCAAGGAGCAUAUGAAGCUAUACAAGGUUGGAGACAGUCUUAUGGAGCGGGGUAGAGAGUUCCAGAGGCCAGGAACAGCAUGUGCGAAGUCUUGGAGGCGGGAGUGGGACGUAGAGAUAACAGGAGUGGAGAGACGUAGGUCAGAGGUUGAUCGAAGAGUAUGGGAUGGGGAAUAUUUCCUGAUAAGAGAGGAUAUAUAGUUGGGAGUUAGGCUGUUUAGCGCUUUGUAAGUUAGAGUUAAUACUUUAAACUGUAUUCUGGAGUGUAUGGGGAGCCAGUGUAGAGACUGGCAGAGCAGAGUCGCUGAUGUAGCUCGGCGACUUAGGUGGAUUAGUCUAGCUGAAGCAUUCGUAAUCGAUUGGAGGGAGAGAGGUGGUGUAUUGGAAGCCCAUUUAGGAGUAGGUUGCAGUAAUCAGUGCGUGACAAAAUGAGCAAAUGAAUAAGUAUUUUUGUUGUUUUUUGAGUAAGGAAGGGACGAAUUCUGGAAAUGUUGCGUAGGUGUGAAUGGCAGGAUUUGUUAAGCGCUUGUAUAUGUGGGUUGAAUGUGAGCUUUGAGUCUAGUGUGACCCCAAGACAGCGAACCUGGGGUGAGAUUUUGACAAUAGAGUCUCCAACUGUCAGGUGUUGGAUGUCUCAAAGUGGGGGAAAUAAGAAGCAGCUCAGUUUUAGACAGAUUGAGUUGGAGGUAGUGUGAAGACAUCCAAGAGUAAAUUUCAGAGAGGCAGUUGGAAAUCUGAGUAAAGAGGGAGAGAUAUCAGGAGAGGAAAAGAUAGAUUUGAGUAUCAUCAGCAUAUAAUUGGCACUGGAAUCCAAAGGACGCUAUAAGUUUUCCAAGAGAAGGAUGUAUAGAGAGAGAAAAGCAAGGGACCCAAGACAAAGCCUUGCGGUACUCCAACUGAGAGAGGCAUAGGAUCGCGAGAUAUGUUGUUAAAGGGAACUGAAAAUGAGUGGUUUGAGAGAUAUGAGGCAAACCAGGAGAGGGCUGUGCCUCGGAUGCCAAAUGAAUGUAGUAUUUUUAAGAGGAGAGGAUGGUCAACUGUGUCAAAAGCAGCGGAUAGGUCAAGAAGAAUUAGUAAGGAGUAGUGGCCAUUUGCUUUAGCUGAUAACAGGUAAUUUGUUACUUUAGCAAGAGCAUUCCUGACUGUUGGGAAA
Molecule: messenger RNA, 3444 nt
Organism: Bombina bombina (fire-bellied toad)
Lineage: Eukaryota; Metazoa; Chordata; Amphibia; Anura; Bombinatoridae
Product: zinc finger protein OZF-like
Exons: 7
Coding region: 128-1510 (460 amino acids)
Biological process (GO): regulation of transcription by RNA polymerase II
Molecular function (GO): DNA-binding transcription factor activity; RNA polymerase II cis-regulatory region sequence-specific DNA binding
Source: RefSeq, a predicted model, not a curated record